Messenger RNA from Pocillopora meandrina, 4215 nucleotides. NCBI's taxonomy places the organism in Eukaryota, Metazoa, Cnidaria, Anthozoa, Scleractinia, Pocilloporidae. The record is from the annotation of a GenBank genome assembly.
CUCUCGGUUGCUGAGCUUGAUCAAGCGAAGAAGGAAGGAUUCGGAAUUUAUGGGAAGCGAAAUAAUUGAAUACAGCCAUCAUCUGGGACGAUAAUGUUGACUUAAAAUGAAUGGUAAAGUAUUUGAUUAAUUCAGACUACACUGAAGCCAAAAUUGCUCGUCCAAAUUCUAUGUUUGUGUCGACUUGCUUUCAUAGAUUGUAUGUACGGACGUGGCAAGUUGAAAUAUGGAAAUUCACUCUUAUUCUUCAAAUCUCAAGCAAACUCUCGACUAAAGCAUAGAGAAUGUUCUUUGAAUUGAAUCUCAUGUGUAACUUUGACAAAUCUACCUUUUAAGGGUUGAUUUUGCUUACACCCAUCAGAUCGCUAGUUGAUAUACGUUCAUCAAAUUAAAUGCUUAGCGUGUCGUGUUUACCUUUAAGAGGUACUUGGGUCUUUCGUUUGAUGAUUUUUUUUGUUACUUAUUCGUUACAAAAAACUAUAGGCAUAUUUUUUUUGUAACCGGUGGAUAUUUCAGCAAAAUUUUGUAACAGCAUCAUCUUUUGGAUCAUCUGUAAAGAAGGGGAAAUGGCGCCCUCAAAUCCGUAAAUUAAUGACUUUGCUAGUGGGAGGGUUUUAGGGGGAUGCAGGUAGUAAAAACUAUGUGACACAAGACCUCCCCAAUUUCUUCCCGUGGCUUUGUAUUCGUUUACAUGAUAGUGCCAGAAAUUGGUAGGCAGAAGUGAGAUCUACCGGUACAAGUUCACCCUGAUUGUGAACCAGACUGCAUACUGAAGUAAAAACGUAAUUCCAGCACAAAAGCUCUUCUCAGUAUCAUGUAAACAAAGACCAGCCACUUGUUUUGAUGUGAAAUUAGCUUUUAGACCCAGUUUUACAAUGAGUGGGUUACACUAUUCAACCAAUAAAUCGCUCUUCUCCAGACAAUUGUUAACAAAAUGCCCUGGGCUAUCCAGUGGAUUGAGAUUUAUCUAGUGAAUAGCAUUGUUCACACUUAAAAAAAUCCAGGCCUGAUUAAGUGCUGUAAAACAUGUGUAAGUUUGUCAAUCUAAGAUAGACUCACUGGGAAAAAGGAGAAACAGCUGUUUAUAGAUGCAGUCUAACAUCACACAGUCACCCUUGUAAAGAACUUUAGCUGAUCUGAGUCUUCUUCUGCAAAUGUUGUAGAUUCAAAUAAAAUUCAGGCCAGUUACCUUUUUACACCCUAGUAUCAGUAUGCAUAUUCUCCAUACUGUUCUUUAUACAUUUUCUAAGGUGCUGACAAGGAGAAUUUGUUUAACAAUCAAGAGUUUCUUUAGUUGGUGAUGAUUUCCUAGAUUCUUUUGACUUUGUUAUUUGAUUCAGAGGUAAUAUUGUAGGGAGAAAUUAGAUGCCAGUCACCCUUAGGGGUCAAAGGCUUAAAGUGAUUUCGAACGCAUUUUUUUAAUUUACUUGGAACAAGUAAAUUACUAAUAUACUAGUAUUACUAAUAAUGUCAGAAAUUACAAAAACCACAAAUCAUAGUGCUUUUCAUUAUCAUGUUGUUUAGCAAAGCAAAAUUAUUUAUUAAUUGUUCAGCUUAUCUUGUUAGUGAGAAAACCCAAGCCUACCAACCCACUAGUUUUUAGUUACUAGUCUCUUUCCCAUUAUUUAAUUCCUUAUUUCACUUAUUUUUUUCUUUUUUUUCAGUAUACUCUUUUGAUGGUGUUUUGGUGUUGGCAUUGUUGAUCAUUUGUACUUGUGCAUACAUAACAAGAGUUCCCAGACUGAAGUCAUUCUUUCUCUCUGAAAAGAAGGGAUUCUUUGGUGUAUUUUAUAAAGGUAAGCCAUGAAGUUGUUAAUUCCAUUUACAGUGGAUCUUCACAUUGCAGUCACCUUCUUAUAAUUAAACUGCUAACACAACCCAAAUGUCUUAUGCUUCUUUAAAAUUGUUUUAGCUCUCUCUUGUGGUUGCCUCCAAGCCAUCAUUUGUUGAUCUUAAUUACCAACCAUUUCCUUUAACAAUUUUGCCUGAAAAAAAUGGUGUGAUCAGCUUGCAGUGAAGUUUGACACUAUCUGGGUCAUCAGCAACAGAAUGUUCUGUUUUACUUAUGCUGCAUUUUGGUCAUCCACUAAUUUCAGUUUAUAUGUUUUUUGCUUUUCUUAUCCUUAUUGCAUAUAUUUUUUUUUUCAUGAUUUCUAUCAACUUUAUUGUUUUGGCUAGUAACUGCACAAAGCACAUUUUUAAUAUGUUAAAUCUAAAAUUCGUCCCCGUAUCCAUUUUGAAAAAAGGCUAUGAGCAGUUCCAGUAGUGAAAGUAUAGUCAGAUUUUCGUAGGUUCACUGAAGAAAAACUAGGUUCAUUAAGGUACAUGCAAUAUUUGAAUUAAAUGUUUGUGUUUAUUUCCUUGUAGCUGCAGUUAUAGGAAUUCGCCUACACUGGGUUGUGGCACUAUCUUGUGUUUUAAUGGCACUUUAUAUUCUUAUCCUGAAGUAAAGGAACUUGACAGAGCGGCUUGGGUUUACAUGUCCCUGCCAAGGACUACAAGGGAACACAUUCUUAAACAUGGGUGUGGUUUUCAAGGAAACAUUUACUAAGAGGAAGAUACUUUCAAAGAUCUUAUUUGAAGGAGUAGUGACAAUGCUUGGUAUUGUGAUUAAGUCCAUAAAAAUAUGACAUUAGUUAAGUUUCUGGGUUUUUCUUACAGCACUGACACUGUAGAAAACCCUAUCCCAUCUACUUCUUGUAUUAUAGAAAUGUGAACAAUUUCAAUAAUUUAUUUUUGGGGGGGGGGAGUGUGGUAUUUCUCCAAUGAAGCUGUAUCACAUUCAGUGGUGCUCUGUGGUACUUACAAGGGGAAUUAGAUUUUGACUUUCACUAGCUUAUGGUCAUUGUAAUUAUUGAUAUGUGGCCAAUUGCAAGAUUUGAUUCAUAGCAUGGGGAAGAUGCUCUUAUAUUUCUAAAUGAUAACAAGAGUUUUCAAUAGUACUACCAGUAACCAAAACUUCUCACCAUGGUGUAAUUAAUUUGACUGCAAUGUAUCUGUUUAUCAGCCCUUUCCAACAUGAGUCUAACUUCCUGGGUAUAUGUCUUCAAACCUAGAUUUAGAAAACACCAGCAAUAAUCCAGCAGAACAUGUUAUAAGUAAGUCUCAUCACAAAGGUGUUAUGCUCUCUAUUUCUCCACAAAUGAGCGUGGUUUCCUUAUUGACUUUCAAAACCAUUUAUUAGCCUUUGUAUGUUGAAGGCAAUUGUAAAGGAAAUAUAUCCCUUGUCAUCCAUCCUGUCAGUCCUCCUGCAAGUAGUACUUUGUGGAAGUUUCUUGUUGUGCAAAUGCCUUAUCAUGAAAGUUCAGUAAAUCAAUUUCUAUUAUAGUGAAUGUGCUAGUAACUAUAACUUCCUUUUCAGGUAAGGCAUCUUCAAUUAGUAUAUUUUCAUAAGGUGUGCACAUGUAAGGUUUUUUUAGAUAAAUUUUCAAUUGUGUGUUAAUAGUACUCCUGGAUUACUUUGGUUUGCAUUAUUUCAUUUGUGAUUGGUACAGAAAACUUUCACCACUUUCUCUACCAAUCAACUAAAGCUAAUUGCAACUUGGUUAAUUGCAUUUUCCCAUGUUUCAGGCAGAUUGCCUGUUUUUAGUUCAAUUUUCAUUUACUCCUGGUGAUGUUUUCUUUGCUAUAUCCAGCUGUUGUGAUUGCCUUGGGUUUGGUUUUACAACACUCAAUCAAAAGGCACUUGAAUAAAUAUCAAUUAUUGUUUCAUUUACCUAUUUGUGUGCACUUGGAGAAAAGAUUUAACCCCUUAACUCCCAUGAGUGACCAAGACAGCAUUUCUUCUUUACAAUAUCAAUACAAAAUUAAGAAGACAAGUGAUGAGAACCGAGAAAAGUAUCAAUUAGAGGAUUAUUGGUUGAUCCAAUACCAAAUUCCCAGAAGUAACAUCAGAAGAAUUGUAUAGCAGACAGUGAGGAGAAUUACUAAAAAUAUCUUGGGAGUUAAAGGGUUGACAGAUUUCAGUAGAAACUUAAUAUGUAUUUGUCAAUCGUCAGCUUAUACUUUCUUUUUUAAUAACUAUUUGAAGAGGUUUCACCUCAUGUAUGAUUCAUUGUGUAUCAAGAAGCCAUUUAUUUCUGAACUAUUUGGGUAACGGUACAUUAACUUCAAAACGAAAGAACAGUUACAUGAUGUUUAAUUUAAUAAACUACUUGCGACCGAAAACGUCCUCAAACAUUUCGUAAUUAUGUCUUUGAGUCUAUAAGUACUGGG